AUGAUACCGGAAAAACCAGCAGGUUUGGCAGAAUCAAUUCUGGAAAUUCGUUUAAAUACCGAAGCACGUAUUGAAUUUGGAAGUGAACAAAAUCUGUCAUGUUUUUGGAUGUCAAAAGCUGCAAAGAGUUUUGAAAUAGCACAUGAAGAAGCGGAUUUGAGGUUAAAAUCAUCAAAGUCUGCUGCUGUAGUGUCAAACGUAAUUGGAGCAACUGAAAAAGAAGAUUUAUCUAUAAAGAUAAGAAAUGUAUUAUUUAGUGUUCUAAAUGACGAGUCAACUGACAUUUCUAGGACACAAAAUUUAUGCAUUAUUGUUAGAUUUUAUGAUGCUGAGCCAGGCAAAAUCACCAGUCGCUUCUGGGUGUUGUAUCAGAUUUUUAAUGAAGAAGAUAAAUCAUCUGAAGCAUCAGCAAAACAUAUUUUUAACUGCGUUGAAAAAUCUUUUCAAAAAUACUCAGUUCCACUCACAAAUAUCAUAGGGUUUGGAUCAGAUGGGUGUGAUACUAUGAUGGGGGAUAAAAAUUCAGUAAGAACACGAUUUGAGCAGAGAUGUCCUGGAAUUUACAUAAUGAAAUGCCUGUGUCACUCAUUACAUCUCUGCGCAAGUAAUGCUUGUUCUGAAUUACCCCCAGAAUGUGAAAAAUUACCACAGCUGGUUCAUAAUCAUUUUUCAGUGAGCUCAAAACGCCAAUAUGCAUACAAAAGAAUUCAAUCGAUAUUGGAUUUGAAACAGCAUAAAGUUUUACAACCUGCUCAGACCCGCUGGUUACCAUGGUUAUUAUGGUGGUAG
Ctenocephalides felis (cat flea) is the source of this 789-nucleotide messenger RNA. RefSeq lists its product as uncharacterized. The record is from RefSeq and is a predicted model, not a curated record. Bases 1 to 789 code for a protein of 262 amino acids. The transcript is spliced from 2 exons. Lineage: Eukaryota; Metazoa; Arthropoda; Insecta; Siphonaptera; Pulicidae.